CUGACAUGGCUUACGCAUUUUAAAUUUUCUGGCUAUACUAUUUACAGCUCUGAAAUCUGGGCAGCAGUUUUCCUACAGAAGUGCACACCUUGAUCACUGGAACAGGGAAAGCUCUUAGAUUUCUGGAUAUGUUAUAAUUGUGGGACUUUUAUUCCUUGGACUCAGCAUUCUUUCAGAUGUGAGUGGAGGAUUUCUGUUUUGGAUAAAUAUUUGAACUAAUGGCUCCAAUUCGCUCCACCGGAUUUGUUGAUCCUGGUUGGGAUCAUGGCGUUGCUCAAGACGAGCGGAAGAAGAAGGUUAGAUGUAAUUACUGUGGAAAAAUAGUUAGUGGUGGCAUAUACAGAUUAAAGCAGCAUCUAGCACGAGUUUCUGGGGAAGUAACAUAUUGUGAAAAGGCUCCAGAAGAAGUCUACCAAAAAAUGAAGGAAAACCUUGAAGGAUGCCGUUCCAAUAAGAAACAAAAGCAAGUUGAGGCACAAGCAUAUCUGAAGUUCCAUUCUAAUGAUGAGGAAGAUGAGGAAGAGCGAGUUGGGUAUAGAAGCAAAGGGAAGCAGUUGAUGGUUGAUAGAAAUGUUUCUGUAAAUUUAACUCCUCUUAGAUCAUUGGGAUAUGUUGACCCAGGUUGGGAGCAUGGCACUGCUCAGGAUGAGAGAAAGAAGAAAGUCAAGUGCAAUUACUGUGAAAAAGUUGUUAGUGGAGGUAUAAAUCGGUUUAAACAGCAUCUGGCAAGGAUUCCUGGAGAGGUAGCACCUUGUAAACAUGCUCCUGAGGAAGUUUAUCUUAAGAUGAAAGAGAAUAUGAAAUGGCAUCGCACUGGAAGGAGACAUCGACGACCUGAGGCCAAGGACUUUCCAGUUUUCUAUUCAAAGUCAGAUAAUGAAGAGGAAGAAGAUGAGCAAGGUGAUGAUGCACUGCAUCAUUUGAACAAGGAAACUCUGUUAGAUGUUGACAAGAGAUUAUCUAAGGAUUUAAGAAAGAACUUUAAGGGUUUGUCGCCUAGCAGUGGUCCUGAGCCAGUAUUAAGAAGAUCAAGAUUGGAUUCUGUUUAUCUGAAAUUGCCAAAGAACCAGACACCUCAAACUUACAAACCACUAAAAGUUAAGACAGGCCCCACUAAAAAAUCACGCAAGGAAGUUAUUUCAACAAUUUGCAAGUUCUUUUAUCAUGCAGGGGUUCCUUUACAGGCUGCAAACUCCAUAUACUUUCACAAGAUGCUGGAAGUAGUUGGUCAAUAUGGACAAGGACUGGUAUGCCCUCCAAGCCAACUAAUUUCUGGUCGGUUUCUUCAGGAGGAAAUCAACACAAUUAAGAAUUACCUAGUUGAUUAUAAGGCUUCUUGGGCAUUUACUGGUUGUUCUAUAAUGGCAGAUAGUUGGAGAGAUACCCAGGGUAGGACUUUAAUUAACUUUCUGGUUUCUUGUCCUCAUGGUGUUUAUUUUGUUUCUUCAGUUGAUGCCACUAAUGUUGUAGAAGAUGCAUCAAAUUUAUUUAAGCUUCUAGAUGAAGUGGUGGAAGAGAUAGGCGAGGAAAGUGUAGUGCAGGUAAUUACUGAAAAUACUCCCAGCUAUAAAGCUGCUGGGAAAAUGCUUGAAGAGAGGAGAAGGAACUUAUUCUGGACCCCAUGUGCUGCCUACUGUAUUGAUAGGAUGCUUGAAGAUUUUGUGAAGAUAAAAUGUGUUGGAGAGUGCAUGGAAAAGGGCCAAAAAAUUACAAGGCUCAUAUACAAUCAAAUAUGGUUGUUAAAUCUUAUGAAGAGUGAAUUUACUCAGGGACAGGAGCUUCUAAAGCCAGCUGGCACCCGCUGUGCCUCUAGCUUUUCUACAUUACAAAGCUUGCUGGAUCAUCGAGUUGGUCUUAGAAGAAUGUUUACAUCAAACAAAUGGCUUUCAUCUAGGUUCUCAGGCACGAUUGAAGGGAAGGAGGUGGAAAAAAUUAUUUUGAAUGUUACAUUCUGGAAGAAAAUGCAGUAUGUCAGGAAGUCAGUAGACCCAAUAAUGCAAGUACUUCAAAAGCUUUUCAGUGGCGAAUGCUUGUCAAUGCCAUAUAUAUACAAUGACAUGUGCAGGGCGAAACUUGCAAUCAAAGCCAUUCACAGUGAUGAUGCUCAUAAAUAUGAACCAUUCUGGAAGGUGAUAGACAAUCACUGGAACUCUUUCUAUCACCCUCUUUAUUUGGCUGCCUACUUCUUAAAUCCAUCAUACCGGUAUCGUCCGGAUUUUGUGGCGCAUUCUGAGGUGGUACGUGGACUCAAUGAAUGCAUCGUGCGGCUGGAGCCAGAUAACAUGAGACGGAUUUCAGCAUCAAUGCAGAUUUCUGAUUAUAAUUCUGCGAAGGCUGAUCUUGGAACUGAACUGGCAAUCAGCACUAGAACAGAGCUUGAACCAGCUGCUUGGUGGCAACAACAUGGAAUAAGUUGCUUAGAACUGCAAAGAAUAGCUGUGCGCAUAUUAAGUCAGACAAGCUCAUCCUUUGGGUGUGAGCAUGAUUGGAGUAUAUAUGAUCAGAUACACAGUAAAAGGCAGAAUCGUUUAUCCCAGAAGAAACUGAAUGAUCUCAUCUAUGUUCACUACAACUUGCGACUUAGAGAAUGCCAGUUAAGAAAAAGGUCCAAGGACUCGAGCUCUGUCUCUGUUGACACUGUCCUGCAAGAGACUUUGCUUGAGGAUUGGAUAUAUGAUGCAAACCUACAAAGCGCUGGUGGUGAAAAGGUUAUCAGUUUUGGAGUCGAACAAGAUGAUGAAUGCGAAAACGAUUCGAUUGAUUAUGAAGAUGGAGGUGCAAGGCCUGUGAAGGAGUCUCUUGAGCUGGUUGCUAUGGUUGACGUAGGAUCAUUGGAUGGAGAUCAUGCUAACAUGGAUGCCGCCACUGACGAUGAAUCUGAUCUGAAAUAUUUUGGUGAUGAUCUGAGUGAGUAAUAAUCAGGUUUCAUGUAUCAUUGUUUACUAGUAGUAACUACUAAUAUUCUGCGAAGAAAAAUAUGAAAAACUUUCUCCUCACAAGCCAUGUAUUGGAUAUCUAUUUUUAUCUAUUGAAAGCAAUAUCAGUUGAGAUGGAA
Molecule: messenger RNA, 3055 nt
Organism: Prosopis cineraria
Lineage: Eukaryota; Viridiplantae; Streptophyta; Magnoliopsida; Fabales; Fabaceae
Molecular function (GO): protein dimerization activity; DNA binding
Source: RefSeq, a predicted model, not a curated record